ACCUGCCUCAGUCACAUUCAUUCCAUUACCAACAAAAUACGAUUAGGACACAUAAACACGGCGACGCGGGCGAGGGCGAGGUGGUUAUUAUCAUCAGCUUCUUGAGAGACAUAUCCCACAAUUCCCCAAUACCCUUUCCUAAUAAUUAAAAAGACAAAUUUAGAAACUGUCCCAGAAGUAGAUACCUAGGCAUCUAAGCGUCCUCACAUCACGCACGCGCCUCACCCUCACACGUUAUUCAGCUGCAUCAUUUUUUCAGCACCCACGUUGAGGACAACAUAGUAUUUUUUCAAUCUCAUCCUCAACAAAAUCACGUCUCUUCAAUUCAUCGUCCCCUCAUUUUUACGACCCCUUGACGACUCAGAUUCUCGAGCUCAUCAGAAAUGGAGACCCAAGACCAAUCCGCCGCCACCUCGGACCAGCAGCCAGUGCAAGGUGACGUAGCAGCUCCCGAGACGAAUCAACCGAUUCAAGAUGGCAAGACUGCCGGACAGCAAACACAACCUUUAGCAAUCCCAGGGUUGUCCCUACCACCUGAAAAUCCUAUUGCAGGCAACGGUUUACCUGUCUUUCCGAAUCCAGAUGAUACAUUUGCCGCGCUACAACAAACUGUUUAUAACAACGGGGCGUUUGCCACUCCCGGCAUGCCAAUACCUUCUCAUGUCGCCGGCCUUGAUAACUCGGCUGCCCAGCCGUCAAACGGACAUGGCUUGAGUGCAGAUGAUAUCGCCCUUUACGACCGCCAACUGCGGUUGUGGGGUAUGGAGGCGCAACAAAAGAUCCAAAGCGCCAAUAUCGUUCUUAUUACUAUGAAAGCUCUGGCAAACGAAAUUGCCAAGAACCUCGUCUUAGCAGGAAUCGGCUCUCUCACCAUCAUCGACGACCAAAUUGUCACUGAAGCGGACUUAGGCGCUCAAUUCUUUCUCUCGGAAGAAAACAUAGGCCAAAGUCGCGCUGAGGCGGCUGUUGGUCGAAUUCAGAAGUUGAAUCCCCGGGUCAAGGUCAUUGCCGACUCCGGAAGUAUCAUGACCAAAGGCGCAUCGUUCUUCGGCGGUUUUGAUAUCGUCAUUGCCACAGAUCUUAGCCCCACCCUUCUCGCCUUCAUCAAUACUGCCACACGUCUUCACAAUCGCCAUUUCUACGCUGCCGGCACUUAUGGUUUCUAUGGUUAUAUUUUUUGCGACUUGAUCGAACAUGACUACGUCCUGCAGCGUGAUAAGUCCAAUGUGCCGACAAUCAUAGGUCCGGAGACACGGACUCGGAGUAUAAUUAAAGUAGAGAGUCAAAAAGAGGGUGGCAAAACUAUUGAGAAGGUCCAAAAGCGCGAAUUAUACUCAACAUGGGAUCUCGCAUCAGAGACCAGCUUACUGCCAGCCGAGUACACUAAGUCUAAACGUCGCCUCAAGGCUGUUACACCAACUCUGUCUUGCUUGCGUGCGCUCUGGGGCUUCCAGCAAACUCAUAAUGACCGCUAUCCGGGGAACAACAAACAAGACCUAGAGGCGUUUACCAGGUCAGCCACACACAACCAUCAAUUGCUCUCUCUUCCGGCCGAAACACUUCGAUCCGAUUUCCUCCGCAGCUUUUUGCAAAAUAUUGGCUGUGAGAUCGCGCCAGUAACUGCGAUUCUUGGCGGGCAGCUAGCCCAGGAUGUAAUCAACGUGCGCGGUCAAGGCCAACAGCCAAUUCAAAACAUGGUCGUUUUCGACGGAGAUAAGAUGGAAGCCGAGGUCUAUCCUCUCCAUCCGGAAGGUCUCCUCGGUAGGGCUCAAUUAGAGAUUUCGACUCCGGCUAUGGUGCCGAUAGGCCAAGUCGAUCCUUCACAGAUACUUCCAAUGGAUCAGACUACUAUGAUGAUGGGAACCGGUGGGGUGUAAUACUAUGCGUGCGUGAUCUAGAAAGGGUUUCUCCAUUGUUGGACACAUACACAUGCGGUCGGUCGGAUAGGAAUCUCAGGCGUUAUCUUGCUUCAAAAAGAGUGCGUCGAUCCGUAUCUCGGGGUUAGGCAUAGCCAUUUCUUUUGAUUGUUUUGCCGUUUAAUUGUUUGCUAAGGAGCUUGAUUUAAGGAAGAUUCGUUGGGGGUUGGAGAGGUCACAAAAAGACAGAACAGGAGAGACAGUUCAGAGCAGAUGGGGAAAUACCCUCGAUGCGGAAGUGUGUGAAAUAAUGAGUUUACGGUGUUUUGAAUGUUUUUCAAUUUCUUCACUUUUAAUUGUUUUUUUUUUCUUCUGCUGCUAUGUUCAUGAUGCUUUGCGAAAUCAAUAGCUAGAGAAGAGCCGCAUGGAAGGACGUUGUACAGUACACAACUACCUACUCAUAGAUGAUUCACGAGAUACUAUGCUUAAA
Molecule: messenger RNA, 2346 nt
Organism: Hypoxylon trugodes
Lineage: Eukaryota; Fungi; Ascomycota; Sordariomycetes; Xylariales; Hypoxylaceae
Exons: 2
Coding region: 384-1877 (497 amino acids)
Biological process (GO): protein sumoylation
Cellular component (GO): SUMO activating enzyme complex; cytoplasm
Molecular function (GO): SUMO activating enzyme activity
Source: RefSeq, a predicted model, not a curated record